This is a messenger RNA of Brassica napus (rape), 591 nucleotides long. RefSeq names its product cytochrome c oxidase-assembly factor COX23, mitochondrial. The coding region runs from base 147 to 368 and encodes 73 amino acids. The record is from RefSeq and is a predicted model, not a curated record. Lineage: Eukaryota; Viridiplantae; Streptophyta; Magnoliopsida; Brassicales; Brassicaceae. The transcript has 3 exons.
AAUGAAUGCUUGCUUGCGUGGACGUUGAUCUUUUAGUUUGGGCCGGACUAAAAAGGCCUGCUACUAUGCAAAACCUUUUAUUUAAAGGCCCAUUUGACUGAGAAGAUAAAAUUCACUAACGGAGAAAGACGGGGAGUGAAGGGGAAAUGGCGACGAAAGGCGGAGCGGCGGCGGCGGCGUACCCUAGCGCAGCUCGGAUAUCUGAUUCUCCAUGUUACCAUCAGUACUCUGCAUCUCUGAAAUGUCUUGAAGAGUUUGGAUCAGACAAGAGUAAAUGCCAGGAUCAUUUUGAUGUGUACAAGGAAUGCAAAAAGAAAGAGAGGGAAGCUCGACUGGAACGCAAUAAGACACGGUCAUUGUUCUCCUGAGCGCACCAGCACAGUAUAAUCCUCAAAUGCUUAUGAUGUCCAAGAAAAUAAAUGAGUCGUCUUGUUUCCUCUUAUUUCAUUUGCCUCUUAGAAGUGGUGUUUUGUGUUUUGCAUGCUGUUAUAAAUAAUCAUUCUCAAGUGGGCAGUGUUUGUAAACAUUAUUUUGACUCACCUACAUGUUACUUUUAAGAGAGAUUAUUAGUGAUGGACUUAUAUUACGCUA